This is a messenger RNA of Betta splendens (Siamese fighting fish), 2853 nucleotides long. RefSeq names its product SKI-like proto-oncogene a (gene skila). Gene Ontology annotation, cellular component: nucleus. Gene Ontology annotation, molecular function: RNA polymerase II cis-regulatory region sequence-specific DNA binding; DNA-binding transcription factor activity, RNA polymerase II-specific; SMAD binding. Gene Ontology annotation, biological process: negative regulation of BMP signaling pathway. Lineage: Eukaryota; Metazoa; Chordata; Actinopteri; Anabantiformes; Osphronemidae. The record is from RefSeq and is a predicted model, not a curated record.
UUUCACUCACGCCGAUAAAUCAAAAGUGUCACACCGCGAACCUCCUUCGGGUCUCGGCGCUGCUGCAGACGGGAGACGCCCCCGCAUCGCUUCCGUCAGCCGGGUGACGUCUCCGCCUCUCAGCCCGUGUGCAGUGUGACGUUGCGGGGCUGUAGUGGAGCCUCUGGCUGCGUCCUGUUGACGGUCCGCCAGGCUUUUCCAGUGUAGACGAGCCCCUGUGCGAGCGAGGACACACGCACGCGGCGUCCAGGAAGUGGAUCAGAACACAGAAACCUUCAGUCACCAUCAUGCUUGUGUCCAACAACCAGAAGAUUUGCGUCGUUUGAAAAGAUUUGAACAGGGGAAAAAAAGGCUCAGAGGAAUUUAAGAACUCAGUCAGCUGAAAGACCCGACGUGAGCCGGCGCUCCGACAUGGCCAGCACCCAGACCAGCUUGAAAACCCCCUUCAAAGACUUGACCUCGUUCAAGGGCAACAUGAAGCGCCUGUACAGGGAGCGGCUGGAGGACGCGCCCAUCAAGAAGCGGGUGAUGGCCGAGAUCAACCUGAAGCGCCGCGGCGCCGACCCGCCCCCGAAGGCCCCCAAGGUGAAGCGGGAGCAGCCGGAGGACGGGCGCCACGACUCCGACGCCGACCCGGACGGCCGGGCCGAGCUGCACGCGGCCGGCGCCGCCAAGGCGCUGGACCUGAGCCCGGGCCUCAAGCACACGCUGGCCCAGUUCACCCUCAGCAGCCAGAGCUCCCUGGGGGGCCCGGCCGCCUUCUCGGCCCGCACCGGGCACGAGCCCCCGGCGGGGGGCCUGCCCCCCCUGCCCUCCCCUCCCGUCCUGGGCGGAGGCCCCCUGCUGGUGCCCUGCGACAGCUCCACCGAGCUCACGCACUCCCUGCUGGAGGGCGAGUCCAUCUCCUGCUUCGUGGUGGGCGGCGAGAAGCGCCUGUGCCUGCCGCAGGUGCUCAACUCGGUGCUGCGCGACUUCUCCCUGCAGCAGAUCAACACGGUGUGCGACGAGCUCUACGUGUACUGCUCGCGCUGCGACGCCGAGCAGCUGCACAUCCUCAAGGUGCUGGGCAUCCUGCCGUUCAACGCGCCGUCCUGCGGCCUCAUCACGCUGACGGACGCCCAGCGCCUGUGCAACGCGCUGCUGCGGCCCGGCGCCGCGCUGCCCGCCGACGCCAGCGGCAAGCUGCCGGCCCGGGGCCUGCUGCCGGAGGGCGGGGCCAGCUUCCAGGUGGAGCACCAGUGCCUGGGCAAGUGCCAGGGCCUGUUCGUGGCGCCGUUCUACACGCAGCCGGAGGCGCCGUGCGUCCAGUGCGUCGAGUGCCAGCUGCUGUUCUCGCCGCAGAAGUUCGUCAUGCACUCGCACAAGUCGCCCGACAAGCGGACGUGCCACUGGGGCUUCGACUCGGCCAAGUGGCCGUGCUACCUGCAGCUGGCCAGGAAGUACCAGGGCGCGCCGGAGGAGGCCAAGCUCAAGCAGCUCCUGGAGGAGGUCAAGGAGAAGUUCCACUACCAGCUCACGAGGUCGCUCGACAAAAAGGCUGUGGAGGAGGAGGAGAGCCAGGUGAGGAAACCCCCUGCGGACCUCUGCUCCCCAAGUGGCAAGCUGGCCGACGCCGACCCCGUGAGAAAGGGGAAGACGUCUCCACCUACUCUGGUGUUCAACCCUAUAUUCACAGACAUCAAGGAGGAGCCAGGACACCCCACCCUGGUCCAUCCCAGUUACUACCUGUACACGUACGAUAAGAUAGUGGCUCCCAACGUGUCCCUGCGGAGGGAGGCGGAGAUGAGCCCGGAGAUGCUGGGAGCCCUGCUCAAACACCACUACAGCCGCAGGGUCCUGGGCCACGACGAGCCGCCCAUGGAUCUUCACGCGUCGCCUCCCGUCACUGCUGGUGCUGAGGAGACCAAAUCCCAACAUGCCGCCGCUGCUGCUGCUGCUUCGGCCGGUGAGCGGGAAUGCCAAACCCAAGCAGUUUCCAUGGAGACAAGCAGCCCGAGCAGCAAGAAGGCUGCCCACACCCCCGCCCACACCCCCUCUUCUCCUCCUGCGUCGUUGUUGUCGCAGAUAGCGGAAGUGCCGGCUAAGGACACGAGUUGUGCCGCCGCAGUGGCGGUGGGAGGGCUGGAGGACGACAAGGACAGGAUUGUAGUGGAGAUCAUGCAGAUGUACAGCAGACAGCAGGAGAAGCUCAACUCCACUCUGCACAAGCAGCUGCAGCUGGAAAUGGAGCUGGAGGCGUUGCGCGGAGGCGAGGCAGCGAGGCUCCGGGAGCUGAGCGCCGAACAGCGGGAGCUCCGCAGCGAGCUGGAGGCGGUGCACAGCGAACAGGCGCGGCAGCUCAGCCAGGCCCGCCAGGAGCAGCUGGAGCUGGAGGCCCGUCUGGAGCAGCUCCGGCAGCAGGCCUGCGCCUGCGAGCCGGGGGCCCAGCGGCAGCAGGAGGCCCACUACACCGCGCAGUUGUCUGAGCUCCGUCAGAGGCUGGAGCGGGCGGAGGCCGACCGGCAGGAGCUGCAGGAGGAGCUGCGCCGGGAGCGGGAGGCGCGGGAGAAGCUGGAGCGCACCAUCAGCCAGCUCAAGCAGCAGAUGGCCCUGUCUGGCACGGCGGGAGGCAGCCCCUCUCCCCCACCCACCCCCUCCACCGGACCCCUAACGCCCCACUCCCCACCCGCUUCUUGUCUGUCAGAGGCCUCAGCGACUGGCCAGAAGUAACGGCCGCCUCCCUCAUUCCUCUCCCGAGCCCCUCCCGCCAAACUCUACAGACACAAACAAACCACCCUGCAGCAGAAAAGAGCUUCGUGUCUCCUCGGGCUGUUUUUAAGUUGCGCAUGUCCCGUUUCUUCCUUUUCAAGUCGA